CCCCCGAGCGCAGGAAACGCGGCGCCGCCGGGUCCCGCGCGGCCUCCGUAGGGACCCCGUUGCCAUGGCUCCCAAGAGCCGAUGUGGACGCGCAGAGACAGAACUGGGAAACGUGAGGGGAGUCCUGGAGGGUGUGAGUUCGGCUUCCGAGGCCCACGGACAGGACAGGCGCCAUGGGCCGCAUCACAGAAGACCUUAUUAGACGGAAUGCUGAGCACAACGAGUGUGUAAUUUUUUCCCUGGAGGAGCUCUCCUUGCAUCAGCAAGAAAUAGAAAGACUAGAACAUAUUGACAAAUGGUGCCGGGAGUUAAAAAUCCUCUACCUUCAAAACAAUCUAAUUGGGAAAAUUGAAAAUGUGAGCAAACUCAAGAAACUUGAAUAUUUGAAUUUAGCUUUAAACAACAUUGAAAAAAUUGAAAAUUUGGAAGGAUGCGAAGGGCUGACAAAACUUGACUUGACCGUAAAUUUCAUUGGCGAGCUGAGCAGCAUUAAAACCCUUCAGCACAAUAUCCACCUGAAGGAGAUUUUUCUCAUGGGAAACCCAUGUGCGGACUUUGAGGGCUACCGGCCAUUUGUGGUGGCCACUCUUCAACAAUUAAAGUGGUUGGACGGUAAAGAAAUAGAACGUUCAGAAAGGAUUCAGGCGUUACAGAACUUUCCAGUAAUUGAACGACAGAUCAGAGAGCAGGAGAAAGCUUACUGCCUCAGACGAGCCAAGGACAAGGAAGAGGCUCAGAGGAAACUGCAGGAAGAGCAGGAAAACAAAGAAAAGAAAAGUCGUCCAGGCUUUGAUGGACGUUGGUACACUGACAUCGCUGCUACUCUCCCAUCUUCUGUAGAAAGCAAAGACCACCUCCAGGCACCAGCAAUACAAGAAGGGGAAUAUACCAAAAAGGAAUUAGAUGAGUGCGAAGAUGACCUGGAAUUCUGGAACAAACCCUCUUUGUUUACUCCUGAAUCGAGAAUGGAAACUCUUAGACAUAUUGAAAAACAACGGAAAGACCAAGAAAAAUUAAGGGGAAAAAAGAAGAAAGUGAAACUGCCCAGGACACUGAUUACUGAAGAUGGGAAAGCUCUGAACGUAAAUGAACCCAAACUUGACUUCUCCUUGAAAGAUGAUGAAAAACGUAACCAGAUCAUCCUGGACCUUGCUGUGUAUAGGUAUAUGGAUACCUCUUUAAUUGAUGUUGAUGUGCAGCCGACUUAUGUGCGAGUGAUGGUCAAAGGAAAGCCAUUUCAGCUUGUCCUUCCCGCGGAAGUGAAACCUGACAGCAGCUCUGUGAAAAGAUCUCAGACAACUGGGCAUUUGCUAAUCUGCAUGCCCAAGGUAGGAGAAGUAAUCACAGGUGGCCAACGAGCAUCCAAGCCUAUGAAAAGUACGUCGGACAGCAGCAUGGAGCAAACAAACAAAAGAAGCCAGCAAGUUGAGAGACUAGAAGUGGACCCUAGCAAGCAUUCCUUCCCUGAUGUGGCUAACAUAGUGCAGGGGGCAAAACACAUGCCCAGAAGAGUCCGAUCUGAACCCACAAUUACACCAAGUGAGGACGACCCAGACUUUGAAGAUAACCCCGAAGUGCCCCCCUUGAUCUGAAACGUCGGCUGCAGUGACUGACCCGCCAGAUCCAGUUUUGCUCAGUGUGGAGAGUGAUAUGCAUACAUAUCAUUUAGGGGGAAACACCAAGUUAUUUGUCAGUAGCACCACUCAGUGUUUUAGCUCUUACUCGCUCCAGUAAUAUGCUUAAGCUACUUUAAAAUUAAAAAGUGUGCCUUAAGUACGCUGUAACUCAUGUGUCUAGAAUAAAGGGUUGGCUCGUGAAAUGGUCAAUAAAUCGUAGGACUAACCUAAUGCAGUUCUCCCUUAAACAGGCAAAAACAGUGCUGUUGUGGACUGAUUGUUUGUGUCCCCCUCAGCCCCAAGUCAUGGGCUGAAGCCCUAACCCUGCAUGUGAUGGUAUUAGGAGGUGAGGACUUCGGGAGGUGAUUAGGUUUUAGAUGGGCUCAUGAGGAUGGGGCCCCCAGGGAGGGAUUAGCGUCCUUAGAAGAGGAAGAGAGACCACAGCGCCCGUCCUUCCUUCCCCCUCCCUCCCCUCUCGUAUUCCCCGCCUCAACCCCUGUGAGGACUCAACAAGAAGGCGGCCGUCUGCAAGCCAGGAAGAGGCCCUCACUAGGAACCGAAUCAGCCAGAACUUGACCUUGGACUUCCAGCCUCCAGGACUGUGAGAAAGGAAUGUCUGUCGUUUCAGCUCCCAAGUCUAUGGUAUUUUGUUAGAGCAGCCUGAGCUGGCUAAGACACUGUCCGCUCCUCAGACAGGACACGCAGAGUCCUACGUGUCACCUUAUCUAUCUUUGGCUGAUGGCUAUUCCUCUUCUGGAGCAGUCACACCUAAACGUUGUGGGAUCUGCCUAAACCCUCCCCCAGAUGCUGAGCAGGGUCACCCAUGACGAAGAAAGAGCAAAAGCAGAGUGGCAGACGAAGAUAUGUUGAGUUUUGAUUCUGGCUGCAAGAUGAACAUUCAACAUUAAAUUUACGCCAAUAAUACUCUGUGCCCUUGGAAUCUGGUGCUGUCUGCGUUUUCCAGAUGCCCCCUGCCUCACUGACCCUUUGCACUCUGCCUUUGCUCACUUCUGACGUGGAGAAGGCUCCUUGCUCACGCCCCCACGUCAGCACCAUCAGGGGCAGGAGACACCUCACCUUCCUAGUCCCUAGAAGAGAGGAAAUCUCACGGGCUGUGAUGUCAUCUUCUGUUCCCAAUGCCCAAACACUCUCCAGUCUGGGCAUUUUUCCUCCUGCUUUUCAAGUUUUUCUUGAGCAGCACGAUGGCCCAUCAUGUCCCU
Rhinolophus ferrumequinum (greater horseshoe bat) is the source of this 2836-nucleotide messenger RNA. RefSeq names its product dynein axonemal assembly factor 11 (gene DNAAF11). Lineage: Eukaryota; Metazoa; Chordata; Mammalia; Chiroptera; Rhinolophidae. Gene Ontology annotation, cellular component: cytoplasm. The transcript is spliced from 12 exons. Gene Ontology annotation, biological process: outer dynein arm assembly. The record is from RefSeq and is a predicted model, not a curated record. Gene Ontology annotation, molecular function: protein binding. Bases 174 to 1592 code for a protein of 472 amino acids.